UCCAUGAAACUUUUUCUUCACCACACUUCUUCGAGCAUGAGAUCACACAACGUAUUUGUGUGCGAGGUGGAAACGCUGGCAGAUGGAGUGUCUCAAAAGAAAUCCCAUCGUGCAGCAAUUUAGUGUUGGUUUAGCGACUGUUGGAGUGACUUUGUGGCCACAAAGUGUUGUACAAUUCGUGGGAAGAUUCCAUGAGAAAAUUGCUCACUGAGGGCGUAACUACGUGCAAAAUGUGAUCCCAACUUGGGAAAAUCCACACAGUGAAAAACAAGUUGUAGUUGUUGAUAAAAAAGCUCCAGAGAUCUCCGGAAAAACUUACGGGAAAAAGUGUAAUCUCCGUGAUCACUUGAAAGGAAUUAUGUGCUGACGAUUAGUCAGUGGGAAAAAUUCAUAAAGAGUGGUUCUGGUGUUGUUUCGCUUUUUUUUUAGUCAGCAUACAACGCUGCUGAAACCGGAAAAUGAACAUUUCAUGGUUUUCGGUGAAAGAGUUUUGGGUGUUUCAGUGUAGCAGCACACCUUGAAUGGAAAUUUGAAAUUUACAAAAAAAAAAAUCUCUUGCAGUGUUGGAGAUAUAGAGUGGAUGUGCAGUGGCUCAUCUGAGAGCAUAUAGCAAGCGCUGUGUCUCUUGCCCAUAGGAGAGUGUAUUUUAACAAUAAGAACAUAACAAAAGGUGAAAAAGAGAAAUCGACUAACGGUGAACGGAAAGCCAGACAUCGCAUUGUAUGAAUAACAAACCGCCGCGGUGUUAGCGCCAAUGUCACCUGACGGUCUCAGUCUCCCUAGAGUCGUGGGUCCUCCCAUGGAUCACUUUCAGCCACCCAUUUAGCCCAUACAGUCAGUGUGUACGCAACAGUUGUGUGUGCUUCUGCUACAGUGCUCAAGAAGUGACGUAGUGACCAAUAAAUCGUACAAGAAAAGAGAAAAAAAAAACUCUUAAGAAGUGCUUUGGCAGAAUGUGUGCAAGAAAUCAUGCAAAAAGCAAAUAUGCAAGAACCCAUUGGAUCUCAAUCAGAUAGUCCCAAGAGGCGCCCUAUGAUGGCAGCUAAUAUAAGGAUCCCCCUGGUCAUCCUCCUCAUCCUGAUCGCAUUCACAAAACCAGGACAAUGUCAGCUCAAUUCACCCCCAAUUAUGACGGUGGACAGAAACUGGCGGAUUUUCGACACCCACGAGGUUGGCUCGUUUGUAACACAAGUCCACGCUCUGGAUGAUGAAAAUGAUCCACUUGAAUUCGGACUGGAGCCGUGGAAUGGGAAUUUUGGCAGUAGCGGUGGUCACGAGGAACGCAUGCCGUUCCGCAUUGAUCCCCAAACAGGGAUUGUGUAUCUCAAUGAGAGCCUAGCCGGAUGGGCUGGGCAGAAUUUCUUCAUCUACGUCACCGUGUCCGAUGGGCAAUUGACAGCGAAGAAUGAGGUGUACGUGAAUAUUCUCAGUAAGAAUAACUCCAAGGGGAGUGACCUGUACAAUCCCCGACCACCGGGAUUUACACCCAGUGCCAAGAACAUCUCCAGCCUCUUCCCACCGUUUCACUCAUUGCCCGGCGUACCGAAUUCCGCGAAGCUCCCAGCCGUCCCGAAUGGGUAUGCGUAUGUCAAUGAGCCAAAUUUCAGCCCUACUGGACCACCAACGGAUGGGAAGCCCUCAACGGGAGGUGGUGGUGGUAGCACGGGGCAUAAGACGGUGCUUAGGCCCAUUGAUGGCACCACGAAGAAUCUCACUCAGUACCAUGUGAUAACCGACGAUGCGGAAAAAUCCGCCAAUGGGGAGGGUGCAGCAGGUGGCACUGAGGGUGUCCCUGUUGGUACAGUCAUCCCCAUUGUUCUAACAGUUGGCGGGAUUUUCCUCGUGGCGGCAAUUGUGGCGCUCCUAGUCUUCCGAAAGCACGUCUGCGCCAUCGGGAAGUCGCUGAAGAAGAAGAGCAAAGAGGAGAUGGCAAAGAAGUCAAACCAAAGCAAUGUGAGCAGCACCCUCACUGAGGACAGUCGCAACUCAAUGGUCCUACACCACUGGAAUGGACCACUGGCCUUCAAUAAUCGCUACGUACCCUGGGAAAGGGAGAAUCAACACCCACAGGCUACGUCGCAGCUUAGCAACCUAUCCCAGGAGUCUGAGUUCACCAAAGACCCAUGGGAUUUCCCACGGCAUCGCCUCAAGUUUUUCAACAUUAUCGGGGAGGGAGCUUUUGGGCAGGUAUGGCGCUGCGAAGCUGCCCACAUUGACGGCAAGGAUGGCCUUACGACAGUUGCCGUGAAGACCCUCAAGGAAAAUGCCACGGAGGUGGAGAAACAUGAUCUCCUCUCAGAGUUGACGGUAAUGAAGAGUCUGGAGCCCCAUAUUAAUGUUGUAAGACUGCUGGGUUGUUGCACGGAGAAAGAGCCAAUCUUUGUGAUCUUAGAAUAUGUGAACAAAGGAAAAUUACAAACGUACCUGAGGAAUUCUCGAGCGGAAAAGCACUACGGCAAUACACACGGCAAGUCCAACAUUCUCACAUCGGGUGAUCUCACGUCCUUCAUGUAUCAAGUGGCAAGAGGGAUGGAUUUUCUGUCCUCGAGAGGGAUUAUCCAUCGUGACUUGGCGGCAAGGAAUAUUCUCAUCACUGACGAGCAUACUUGCAAAGUGGCGGAUUUUGGCUUUGCCAGGGAUGUGGUGACGUCAAAGAUCUACGAACGCAAGAGCGAAGGAAAAUUGCCCAUUAGAUGGAUGGCCAUUGAGUCACUCUACGACAAUAUCUUCUCCGUCAAAUCCGAUAUAUGGAGCUUUGGGAUACUCAUGUGGGAAAUUGUGACCCUGGGUUCAACCCCCUACCCUGGAAUUGCAGCUGCGGAAGUAAUGCGGCAGGUACGAGACGGAUAUCGCCUGGAGAAGCCAGAGCACUGCCGUCGUGAGCUUUACAAUAUCAUGUACUACUGCUGGGCAAAAGAUGCCAAUGAGCGACCCGGCUUUUCCGAAUUAGUCGUCCUCCUCGAUAAGCUGCUUCUCACCGAGACGGACUACAUCGAAUUGGAGCGCUUCCCCGACCACAACUACUACAACAUGCUGAGUCUGAGUGGCGAAAAACUCUAAUUGACCAUCUUCAUGUUCCAAGCAUUCACUUUAUGUGUUUUUCCUCCUUUGAUGGCACAAAAAAAGGGAGCAUAAACACCAAAUUAAUUGCGAAUUUGUGUCUCUCUGUCGACGGACUUACAAGAGGGAAGACUCAUGUUGUAUCGCAUCAUACGAUCUUAUAGCAAAUUCUAUGUUUUUGCUGCAUUGUAAUUUAUUCAGUGUGUAAAAAAUUAUGUACAUUGCUGUAUAAAAUUUUCAUGAAAAAAAUACUCUCGUGUAUUUGAGGCGUUUUUAUGGGGCGGUAGGAAAGUAAGAUGCGGAGAGAAGGCCUC
Molecule: messenger RNA, 3374 nt
Organism: Lutzomyia longipalpis
Lineage: Eukaryota; Metazoa; Arthropoda; Insecta; Diptera; Psychodidae
Gene: Cad96Ca
Product: tyrosine kinase receptor Cad96Ca
Exons: 7
Coding region: 970-3060 (696 amino acids)
Biological process (GO): homophilic cell-cell adhesion; multicellular organism development; protein phosphorylation
Cellular component (GO): signaling receptor complex; membrane
Molecular function (GO): transmembrane receptor protein tyrosine kinase activity; calcium ion binding; ATP binding
Source: RefSeq, a predicted model, not a curated record